Bactrocera dorsalis (oriental fruit fly) is the source of this 1346-nucleotide messenger RNA. RefSeq lists its product as uncharacterized. Bases 578 to 1225 code for a protein of 215 amino acids. The record is from RefSeq and is a predicted model, not a curated record. Lineage: Eukaryota; Metazoa; Arthropoda; Insecta; Diptera; Tephritidae. The transcript has 2 exons.
UAUGCAUUUAAUUGCUGACAUGAAGAUUAAAUUAUAUUUGAUCAAGUGUUUUUUAUUAAAAUGUAACGAUAGUGUUCGCCAACAAAACAAAAUAAAUACCAAAAAAGUAUAAAUUAAACAAGAAAGUUAUAGCUUUUAUAUAUAAUAUAUGAAAUUUUAUUAAAAGCUUUUGUAAAUAAAAUAAGACAAUUAAUAUUAAAAAAUAUUGACUGAUCGAAUUGCUGAAGUUUUAUAAAAUCGUAUGCUUUCACAGAGAUAUGGUAUCGUUUACCUCCAAUUAUUUUAGCUAAAAAUGGAGGGUUAACAAAAUUUUUUUUGUAAAGUUUGUAAAUCAAGUUGAAAUUUAUAAGACAUUACUAAUAAAAUCUCCAUGAAUGUAUUAAAAAUAUUAUAUGUGUAUAUAAAUAAUAUAUAAAGUUUAUACAAGGUAUAAAACUUAUAAAAACUCAAUUUAAUCCAAAAACUAAAAAUAAACUAUAACCGCACAAUUUUUAAUACAAAAAAUAUUUUCCCUAAUAAUUAAAAUAUAAAUAUAAUUAAAACAUUCGAAAUAAAAAAUUUAAGCUUAACCAUAAAAAUGCUGCAAAUAAUUGUGCUUUUGCUCACAACACUGCCCUAUAUCUACGGACAAAAUGCAGAACGCAUGGAAGCAGAUAAUCGUGUUUAUGUAGGUGAUUUCACGCAGCCACCCUAUAGUAUGGACAAGGCAGACAAUAGUAUUGCAUAUCCUUACCACAACAACUAUUUCAGUUUUCCGCCCAACAACAACAACGGUUAUCAGGCGUUCAAUCCCAAUAGUGGGCCUAUGGGCAAGGCAGACAAUAGUAUCGCAUAUCCUUACCACAACAACUAUGUUAGUUUUCCACCUACCAACAACAACGGUUAUCAGCCGUUCAAUCUCCAUAGUACAAUGCCCAACCACCAAACACCAACUCUUGGUGGAUAUAAUGGACACUAUGUUUACGCUAACUAUGCACCCUUUAAUGCCUUGCAAGGUUAUAACAAUUUUGGCAUGACAAGAACAUAUGGAGGCGGCAUGUCCAGCAAUGCCAACUUCGUUCCCGUAACUUACAGCACUCAUCUGCCGAUCAUGGAUGGGCUGCAUACGAGUAUAGGCACGGCUUUAGGCGGCAGCAUGAAUGGCAUGUCUGCCUAUCCGGCUAACGGUCACUACAACGGCUACUAUCCGUACAACUCGCUGGGUAUUUUACAGCCAUAUAAGUGAUGUACAAGCCCGUGCAUACAUUUUGGGAAUAUCAAGUUGUAUUUAUUUUUUAUUGUAAAAUAUAAUUUAUGUACAUAUAUUUAACACUUAACAGCAACACGAAGAUUUUUUAAGUAAACAA